AUGGUUUUUCAAAUAUUUGUAAAUGGCCUCGAAGGAAAAUUGACUACGUAUAAUAAUAUCACGCCAGAAACCAAAGUUAUAGAUAUUAAGAAAAUGGUGAAAGAUAAGACAGGUGUAGAAAUUGAGCAUCAACGGUUCAUAUUUGCCGGAAAACAACUCGAAGAUCAUUUAACAGUAGAAUACUAUAAAAUAGUGGCACAAUCUACACUUCAUUUGGUCGUUAGACUCCCAGGUGGCGUAGAUGAAAAACGUCAUGAUCCCAACGAUGACGUUGAGUUAACCAACGAGCCCGACAUGAUCACUUGGGAGGACGACCCAGACAACUUACGUGCAAAGAUGCCAUGUGGCCAUGCUAUUGGUCCCGAAUCCCUGACUGCCUUUUGCAGAUCACUAGUUAGCGAAGGCAAAUUUCAAUUUUUUUGUCCAUAUACCAACCCGACAAACGAUAUUCGUUGCCAUGCGGAAUGGCAAUAUAUUGACAUCCGCAAGAUAGGUCUGCUUACUGACGACGAGCGUAAAUAUUUCGAGACCAAGAUUAGUGAAAAUUAUUCUCUUCGCGUUCUCGGCGCUCAAGAAUGUCCUCAGCUUUUGUUGACUCCAAGUGCCAUCGGUAGUGCUCCACAUACUGUGAGAGAAGCAAUAAGGAUCGGACAUCGUUCAAAUGGAUAUCAUUGUAAAAACAAUUUAUGUGGAGGUGUCGAUCCACGUCUAGCAAUUCUCAAAAAUGCGAUCACAAAGAAAGUAGGCAACGUAUCCGGUGUACCAUCGUGCCGCGCUUGCCCGAAAUGUGGUACAAUUAUCGAACAUGACCGCAACUUUUCAUUUGCCUUAGCCUGCGUAACCUGCAAACCGGCUGGUCAUGCGGUUCAUUCAACAGUAUAUGCAAUAUUGCUCCUGUACAGACCAUUAUCCCCGGCUUAUAAUAUUCUUAUUCCAUACUGA
Molecule: messenger RNA, 942 nt
Organism: Funneliformis geosporum
Lineage: Eukaryota; Fungi; Glomeromycota; Glomeromycetes; Glomerales; Glomeraceae
Source: the annotation of a GenBank genome assembly